Messenger RNA from Caenorhabditis angaria, 570 nucleotides. Lineage: Eukaryota; Metazoa; Nematoda; Chromadorea; Rhabditida; Rhabditidae. The record is from the annotation of a GenBank genome assembly.
AUGAGCCCUAGAUUCUCGCGCGCUUGGCUCACAAUAGUGAUAAUUCAAGCGAUGGGCACAUUUUUCAUGUGUUAUGCCAAACAAUCAAAAGGUGCACAUUACAUCGGAUCGACUCCAACUUUGGCUCGAGCACAUGCUCUUCCAUUAGCUCUAGUUCUUGUAACUCGAAUUGCUCUCAUGUUUGAUUUUCGAAAUAUGACUCUUCAAAUUACGCAUAUUGUUUUGUCGGCAGUUGCAGUUUGUCAUACAAUCAGUGAGGUUUUCUAUUUUCAAACUAUGGUUUAUGGAAUUGUUUCGGUUACCGAGAUUACUUUCAAUAGUGAGUUUUUUUGGGGUGAGAAUUCAGAAGGUUCAUAAAAAUUCACAUAAAAAAAUAAAGGACACGUGAAACAAUUCCAAGAACUUCUAGGCUUCACCAUCGUUAUCCUGAUUUCAUAUUUAUUCUGUUUGGAUGAAGAUGAACCAGCACCAAGAGUCCGACAAUUUAGUGCUAAACAUUAUAUGGAAGGAACUACUCUUACUCCCGAUGAAAAUGAUAUCAAUGUGCAAAAUUAUAAGAAACGAAUGUAA